AUUUCCUUGAGAAUUGCAAGAUAAGCUUAUUGAACAUCAACAAAGAUUUCUCAGCCAAAGAGAGUUUGGAACUCCAAAAAAGAAGGAAUUGGAGAAGGGUUUUGUCUUGGCAAGAACAAUUAAUUGCUUCUGUUCAAUCGCCAGUCGCAAGAAGGUAAGUUGCGAAGAAGUGUAAUCUUGGUUGUAAAUCUGUACUGGGUCUAUGUUGAUCUUUGGAAUUUCAUGGGGAAAUUGAAUGCUAUGUCAGUAGAAAUGGCUGCCGUUCCUGUUCUUUUGAACAAUGGAUCUUUGCGGAGUUCUGAAAUGUCGAGACUUCGUGUUAUGCACACCAAGUGUUUGACGAAAUGCAAAAUUCUGUCUUGUUCAUUGUCUAAUUCAUGCUACGGUUCGCAUUCAUUUCCUUUAGUAGGUUUGAAAUCUCAAAAUAGGUUGUUAUGUAUUAGGUCUGUGAUUAAUGAAAAAGGAAACAAAGAAAACCAUUUGGGGAACAGGGAGCCUAGCUUUUUGAGGAAGGGAUUCAAGCUUAGAUUGCAGCCAAGAUUGCGAUUACUGUCCUCAAGAUUGAAAAGGGCGUCUGUUCGGUCGAUCUUAAAUGACCUUGGAACGUAUCUGCGCAAAAAUAUGAGAAAAGUGACUCUAUCCACUUCGAUUUCUGUUGUAUUAGGGUUGUGUUAUUUGUUCUUGAAGUUGACAACAAUGCCAACCCCUAAAGUUGUCCCAUACUCAGACUUGAUAACGAGUCUGCAGAGUGGGUCUGUAAUGAAAGUUCUGUUUGAGGAGGGAUCUAGACGAAUAUACUACAAUACUGGCUCAUUUGGUGUAGAAAACACUCAAAAUUCAGAAGACCCAAAGGUUGGAAGAAAUGAUGAUGACGAAAAUUUGGUUGGGAGUGACAUAGUGAGGAGCAAUGUGAAGAAUAAUCAGAUUACAAGUUCACAUAUGUUGUGGAAAUUGACAAAGACAAAAGCUUCGAAGCCAGAAUGGCAGUACUCAACAAGAAAGAUUGACCACGAUGAGAGCUAUCUCCUUGGCUUGAUGAGAGAGAGAGGAAUUACAUACAGUUCAUCUCCACAAUCAGCAUUAAUGUCAAUGAGGGGUGUCCUGAUUACUAUAAUAUCACUUUGGAUUCCUCUAACUCCCUUGAUGUGGCUUCUUUAUCGCCAACUUUCCGCUGCUAAUAGCCCUGCUAAGAAGCGGCGGCCUAGCAAUCAACUAGUCAACUUUGAAGAUGUAGAGGGCGUGGAUACUGCAAAAGUAGAGCUUAUGGAGAUUGUGUUGUGCCUCCAAGGUUCUAUUAACUAUAACAAACUAGGAGCAAAGUUACCGAGAGGAGUGCUGCUAGUGGGUCCUCCAGGGACGGGGAAAACAUUAUUAGCCCGUGCAGUUGCUGGAGAAGCCGGGGUACCAUUUUUCACCGUUUCUGCUAGUGAAUUCGUGGAGAUGUUUGUUGGAAGAGGAGCUGCUCGUAUUAGGGACCUUUUCAAUGUUGCAAGAAAGAAUGCACCAUCAAUCAUUUUUAUUGAUGAGCUCGAUGCUGUAGGGGGAAAGCGUGGUAGAAGCUUUAAUGAUGAAAGAGACCAAACACUAAACCAGCUACUGACAGAAAUGGAUGGGUUCGAGUCAGAUGUAAAUGUGAUUGUUAUAGCAGCAACUAAUAGGCCCGAAGCACUGGACCCCGCUCUUUGCCGCCCUGGUCGAUUCUCAAGAAAAGUGUUUGUGGGAGAACCUGAUGAAAGCGGAAGAAGAAAGAUAUUAGCUGUUCAUCUAAGAGGAAUCCCUCUUGAAGAAGACGCUGCCAUUAUGUGCAACCUAAUUGCUUCUCUUACUCAAGGCUUUGUAGGUGCUGAUUUGGCCAACAUUGUCAAUGAAGCCGCUUUGCUUGCUGCUAGACGAGGUGGUGAAUGUGUUGCAAGGGAAGAUAUAAUGGAAGCUAUAGAAAGGGCAAAGUUUGGGAUAAAUGAUAGACAAAUGAGCCCUUCUAACUUAACGAAAGAAAUCGGAAAGAUUUUCCCAUGGAUGCCGACGUUUAAGCCGCGAUACGACCAGCGGACCGAUGGAUCUUCUUCUUCUUCUCUUGGGGGUUAUCAAACUCUAAGCUGAAAGGUACAUUUCUCUAUCCCAUUGAACUUGUGAAGACUUGCCUGCCAUUUUUCCAGGGUGAGGGUAUUUCUGUCAUUUCACAAUAGGCUUUCCUUUUGAUAUUUUAAGGUCAAACUUUAAAGAAAGUCUCUUGUCUUUUGGGGAUCUCAAGUUACAUGUGAUGUUUAAAACAACAUUUACAGCUGC
Messenger RNA from Cynara cardunculus var. scolymus (artichoke), 2286 nucleotides. Its product is annotated as probable inactive ATP-dependent zinc metalloprotease FTSHI 3, chloroplastic. Gene Ontology annotation, biological process: proteolysis. NCBI's taxonomy places the organism in Eukaryota, Viridiplantae, Streptophyta, Magnoliopsida, Asterales, Asteraceae. Bases 223 to 2100 code for a protein of 625 amino acids. Gene Ontology annotation, molecular function: ATP binding; ATP hydrolysis activity; ATP-dependent peptidase activity. Gene Ontology annotation, cellular component: chloroplast thylakoid. The transcript has 4 exons. The record is from RefSeq and is a predicted model, not a curated record.